CCGACGCGCGGGAUUGGACUUUAACAAUGGCCAUUGAGUUGAGGGCGCUGCGAUACGACGAACGGCGACUCAAUCCUGCGUGAAAAUCAAGCUACUUCCACUUCCGUCCAAUUCCGAACUUCCGCCGCUACCCAUUACACUGCCACCGGAAAAACGCCCUUUUUGCUCUCUCUUCUACUCUUUACACUGCGAGAAAUUCCUCCGGGACUCGAGAGUCGGCGCUGAAAGGCUUCUAAUGGCGGGCUCUGUCGUCCAAUCUAGUCGAUCGAGGGACCUAGAUAAGCUCCUUCUUAGGCCCGGUAAUCUCAUCGGCGCCAAUUUUGAGCCUGGUUCCCAAUUGAGGGAUGACCUUCAACAGUACGUGAAAGUGUUGGUCGUAGGAGCUGGCGGGUUGGGCUGCGAGCUCCUUAAGGACUUGGCUUUGUCGGGUUUUCGGAAUCUGGAAGUUAUUGACAUGGAUCGUAUCGAAGUGACUAAUCUCAAUCGUCAAUUUCUCUUCAGGCUUCAAGAUGUCGGUAAGCCAAAAGCUGAGGUGGCUGCAAAACGUGUUAUGGAGAGAGUUAGUGGUGUCAAUAUUGUGCCACAUUUUUGCCGGAUCGAGGACAAGGAAAUUGAAUUUUACAAUGACUUCCACAUUAUUGCACUUGGCCUUGAUUCCAUUGAAGCUCGAAGUUACAUUAAUGCUGUAGCUUGUAGCUUCCUUGAGUAUGAUUCUGAUGAUAGUCCAUUGGAAGAAACAAUUAAACCAAUGGUAGAUGGUGGAACUGAAGGCUUUAAGGGCCAUGCAAGGGUAAUUUUGCCAGGGGUCACACCAUGCUUUGAGUGUACCAUUUGGCUUUUUCCACCUCAAGUAAAGUUUCCUUUAUGUACUCUAGCAGAAACUCCUAGAACUGCUGCUCAUUGUAUCGAGUAUGCCCACCUAAUUAAAUGGGAUGAGGUUCAUAGUGGAAAAACUUUUGAUCCAGAUGAUCCAGUGCAUAUGAAGUGGGUUUAUAACGAGGCUGUUAAGAGAGCCGAGCUUUUUGGCAUUCCGGGAGUUACAUAUUCACUAACUCAGGGCGUUGUGAAGAAUAUCAUACCUGCCAUCGCUUCCACCAAUGCAAUUAUAUCAGCUGCAUGUGCACUAGAAACAUUGAAGAUUGUAUCAGGAUGCAGCAAAACUCUAUCCAACUACUUAACAUAUAAUGGUGCAGAAGGUCUCCACACUAAAGUGACCGAGUUUGUAAGAGAUAAGGACUGUCUUGUAUGUGGUCCAGGUGUUCUUAUUGAGCUGGAUUCUUCAAUUACUUUACAAAAGUUCAUUGACCUGCUAGAAGAUCAUCCCAAGCUCUUGUUAUCGAAGGCAAGCGUCACGCAUCGAGGGAAGAAUCUAUACAUGCAGGCGCCUCCUGUACUUGAAGAGAUGACCAGAUCAAAUUUGAGUGUUCCACUUUUUGACUUGAUGGGCAAAGUUUUGAAAGAUGUAGUCCAUGUGACUGGUGUAGCUUCUAAGAAUGAUAAGAAAACUUCAUGUCUCCGAAAAUUACGUGUGGCUUUUAAGGGUGUUGACGGUGUUACAGAUAUGGACACUGCAGUGGAUAUUUGCGAAGAUUUCCUGGUUGAUGAUGCAUGUUUCAGUGCUGUUUCAGGCCAUUUGUGUCAGCUUCAACUGGGAAAACUAGCUGCUGAUCCCAAAUCUUGAUGGAUUUUCUUGCUGAAGACAGGCGACUAACCAAGAGAUAUUACUGAUGCUGAAUAUUUAAUGCUAUAGUAGAAAGAAAGAACCCUUUGAUCUAACAUCUUCUUGAGGGGCCUCCAAUGCACAAGAUGUUAGGCAGCAAACAUGGAGGGUCCCCCAACCAGCUAGCAAACCGAGUGAAAAUGUGGAACCCUACUACUACCAUGAUUAUUGAUUUAGUACUUUGCACAUUUGGGUUCACUGUAAAGCUAAAGUGGAUGAAAAUUAGUGAUAUGGAUUUUAAUGAGCUUUUGAAAAAGAGUUGCAAUAUAUCAUGUUCGUUAGGAGAUUUGAUUCCCUUUUCCAUAUCAAUAUUUUUAUGUAUUUCCUGAAAACACAGGAAAUGAGAUGUGUUAAAAA
Messenger RNA from Momordica charantia (bitter melon), 2077 nucleotides. It is a transcript of the gene ECR1, whose product is annotated as E1 C-terminal related 1. Gene Ontology annotation, biological process: protein neddylation. The record is from RefSeq and is a predicted model, not a curated record. NCBI's taxonomy places the organism in Eukaryota, Viridiplantae, Streptophyta, Magnoliopsida, Cucurbitales, Cucurbitaceae. Gene Ontology annotation, molecular function: NEDD8 activating enzyme activity. Gene Ontology annotation, cellular component: nucleus; cytoplasm.